AUGGCCUUCAGGGUCAACCGUUUUCCUAAUUUUUUUUUUUUUUUUAAUUAAAAAACAAUUCUCAAACAUAUAGGCAAAUCUAUGACUCGUAAAACAUCCACUUCUUUUCUGAGUAAUAGAAGAGUUUAAUCACCGAUCACUGAAUCAUCCAUUGAAUUUAAUAAAUCUAGUGAGGAGUCAGAUGAUGAUUCAGUGAAGUCAGGUGAUUGUGGAAAAAAAACGCCCGACGUUUCACGAUCUCCAAUUUCUGUACAAGAGCAAGGAAUAGUAGAAAAUUCACUUUUAACUACAGAAUAACCUUAUCAAGUUGAUGAUAAGUUAGCCGAAGACAACAAUGAGCCUAAAGACGACGAUAAACCUUUGGCAAACUCAGAAGAUGAUGGAAAUGAAAAAAGCAAGCUGCCUGAAACUGAUUUCUAUGAUGAAGAUGUUCAACUACUUGGCCCUAAACACAACAUGAAGAUGAUUGAUUUAGAGAAUAGUGGAAUAUACUGUACAGAAUAUCGGUGGAAUCUAGCGCAAACGUCACGGGAAGGAACUAUUAUGAUCAGACAUUUAAUGGAAGGAGUUUUUAAACAUGAUAAAAUUUUAAAUUGCACUUUUAGUGGACAACCUCCAAAAAAUAAACCAAAAACUAAUGAAAUUAUUCGCCCUCUUCAUACCAAGGCUACAUCUUGCAUCAUUAAUCUCGUGUUAAAGCGUGCCGAAGAUAAUAACUGGACGAAAAAAAACAAAACUUGGAUUUGUUUCUUAUACAUGGGAAAUUCUACAGCAAGCUCUGAGUCAGCGCUUAGGGGAAAUAAAACGCACCCACCACGAGAAUUCUAAACUGCAGCCGAAAUCCAGCAGUUAGAAUAUACGACGCCUCAACUCUUCGACUUUUUAAGUGCAAAAACUAAAUAAUAUUGUUUUAGUUAUUUUCUAAACUAAAUAUUAACAAGCCACAUAGCUUGACAAAAAUAUUUAAAAAAAAACUCAUUUAAAUAUUAAAACUGGGACUAUAUAUAUAAAGCAUUCAUUGUGUCAAAAGUAUUUUAAGUAUUUAACUAGCGUUUAUAUCUUUUCUAUAAGUUAUUUUUUAG
Messenger RNA from Cotesia glomerata, 1082 nucleotides. RefSeq lists its product as uncharacterized. The coding region runs from base 457 to 828 and encodes 123 amino acids. The transcript is spliced from 3 exons. Lineage: Eukaryota; Metazoa; Arthropoda; Insecta; Hymenoptera; Braconidae. The record is from RefSeq and is a predicted model, not a curated record.